Molecule: messenger RNA, 2052 nt
Organism: Chelmon rostratus (copperband butterflyfish)
Lineage: Eukaryota; Metazoa; Chordata; Actinopteri; Chaetodontiformes; Chaetodontidae
Product: filensin
Exons: 8
Coding region: 1-2052 (683 amino acids)
Biological process (GO): lens fiber cell development
Cellular component (GO): intermediate filament; cytoplasm
Molecular function (GO): structural constituent of eye lens
Source: RefSeq, a predicted model, not a curated record
AUGUUCAAGACCAGCUACCUGCGCGAGGUGCGCAAGGAAAAGUAUGAGCGCUCAGACGUCUUCGAUGAGGAACCUGAGGACUCUGAAUCCUCUGCAGGCAUCUCAGCCAUCCAGGGCUGGGAGAGCCUUCAGGAGCUCAACAGCCGCUUCGCCCGGUACAUCAACAGGGCCCGAGUGCUGGAGCAACGCAACGCCGUGUUCCGCAAGCAGCUGGAGACGCUGCAGCGGAUGGAAGAGGCCAGCGGCCUAGAGGAGGCGUUCACAGAGCAGAUUGACGUCAACAGGCAGCGCAUCCGAGAGCUGUUCUCUGACCGUGCCAAGCUGGAGCGAGAGCUGAAAGACGCUUGCCGCAUGCUGGAUGAAUUCACCAGCAAAUAUAGAAAUGAAUGUGAUUAUCAAGAACAGCUACGAGGCACGCUGGAACAGUUGAACAAGGAGGCUGACGGUGCCCUGCUCAGAAACCUGGAGUACCAGAUCCAAUCACAGUUCCUGCAGGACGACAUCAACUCCACCAGAGACAGACACAAGAAGAACCUUGCAGAGAUCCAGACCUAUGUGAACAUUUUGCAGCAAAUCAACCAGACACUUCCCCUUGUUCCCAAUGUGUCAGUGGGCAUCUCCGAGGAGCAGGAGAAGCUGCUGGCCCAGAGGAAAGUGCCGGGGCUGCAGAGUCAGCUGGAGGAAUAUAAGAGCGCCCUCUGUCAGCUGCAGGCCCAGAAACAACGCCUACAGGCUGAGACUUCUGCGUUGGAGCAAGCCAUCAAAAACACACAGGAGAGCUACGAUGACGAGAUCCAGAUGAACAACGAGCAAAUCGAAUCUCUGCGGAAGGAGAUCGAGGAAGCUGAGAGGUCCCUGGAGAAGUUCACCAGUGAAUGUCGCCACCUUGCCAUGUACCAGACGUCUCUUGAGAAUGAGCUGGAGAGGUACAAGAGGAUCAUCGAGAACGAAGACAACAGGUUGAAUUCAGCGAUAAUUGGCACUCCGAUUACCCUGUUCACAACUAAUUACCGCUACACUCACACACCCACUGCAUCAAGCAGGGGGAGAGAUAUCACCCAGGCUAUCCAAGAUAUCACCAGCAUCAAGCCCCGCCAGAAGAUUCUGGCCAAGAAGGUCCUGAAGAAGAAGGAGCUGACCCCGAAAGACGUGAUGGACAGUGGCCAGGAGGAAAGAAACGGGGGAGCUGCUGGAGAGGCUCCAGAUGAAGAAACAAAGGGGAACCCUGAGGAAGUUCAGGAGGAGAGGGUGAAGAGCAAUGAGCAGAGAUCGGUUGUCACUGGAGUGUCUCCACAGGAUGUCCCAGAUGGAGCCCAGAUCAGUAAGGCCUUUGACACUCUUUGUAACAUCGUCAGAGACAGAAUGAGGAAGUACAAGAAGCCAGAGCCAAUCGCUGACUUCUAUACCAAGGGUCGUUAUGUUCUUGUCACCGGUGACGGCAGCUACCCAGAUCCCUGCUUCUGCACCUCCACACCAUCAGCCGGCCACAUCUUCGUCACUAUCAGAGAUGGAAUGAUGCCUCCCUAUGAGCCUUACGGACGUAGCAUGCCCUCUCCUCCCCCUCCUCAGCCCAUGAUAACCCCAAGGCCUCUCAGUCCCACCCUGCCAUCUACUGGCGGAGGAGCAAAGGAGGAUGAUAAGGGUGGAAGAGGUAAGGAAGGUAAUGGAGGUAAAGGUAAGCACAGGAAUGGAGAGCCUCACCCUCAAGCUAAAGAUCCAAGACCAGUCCCUCCACCUUCAGGCCCUAGCGCCGGCCCCAAAGAUCCCACUCCAGCUGCCACUCAUCCCAAGAAAAACAGGGAUGACAACGGGCCUAGUGGGCCCACUCCAAAGCCUGCUCCUCGUGGUGCCAGCACCAGCUCCAGCUCCAGCUCCAGCACCAGCACCAGCACCAGCUCUGGCAGCUUUAGCCCAGACGCCAUGAGCUAUGAGAAGGUGGAGGUGGUGGAGUCUGUGGAGAAGUUCUCCAAUGACCGUAAGAUUAAAGGUUAUGAGGAGACUUCCAUGGUGGUGGAAACCAUGAUCGAGAAGUCCAGCAAGAAGAAACAUUGA